Amphiprion ocellaris (clown anemonefish) is the source of this 7260-nucleotide messenger RNA. Its product is annotated as zinc finger protein OZF-like. The transcript is spliced from 4 exons. Gene Ontology annotation, molecular function: DNA-binding transcription activator activity, RNA polymerase II-specific; RNA polymerase II cis-regulatory region sequence-specific DNA binding. Gene Ontology annotation, cellular component: nucleus. Lineage: Eukaryota; Metazoa; Chordata; Actinopteri; Pomacentridae. The record is from RefSeq and is a predicted model, not a curated record. Bases 362 to 2113 code for a protein of 583 amino acids. Gene Ontology annotation, biological process: regulation of transcription by RNA polymerase II.
UGACGCACUAAAGCCUCGACGGCCCUACCAGAGAUGUUUCUUUACUCUUUUAGAGCAGUUUUCUGUUGAAACCGACGAAAAGACGAACAUGUGGCCGCCGACAGAAGCAGCUUAAAGUCUGUGAGGUUGAGUCUGAGCAGCAGAGACGUGGAUUUGUGCCAGAAACAGGUGAAGACGAAUUGCGAGCUGGUGCUGAGCCGCUUACAGCAAACACAGUCCGCUCGCUUCGAGGUCUUCUCCGGCAUCUGGAGGGACAUGAAUUUCUCACACAUCUUCUAGUGAUUACCAGGAGGAGGAGAGUCAAACAGAGGAGCAGAGGAACGUUGUCAACAUUUUGUUUGAGCUCAACAACGGAGGGAAAAUGGAUUCUUCACAAAAAAAAAAUAAAAACAACAAUCGAGUCAGAUGUUGGACCUCUGAGGAGGAUAAGGAGGUUUCCCCAGUGACAACAAACAGAGAUGAAUCACUCAGUUGUGAGCAAUGUGACAAGAUUUUUAUCACAGAAACCAAUCUAAGAAUUCAUCAGCGUAUUCACACUGUGCACAAACCGUUCAGCUGUGACCAGUGUGAGAAGACAUUUACUGACAAGAGUAAGUUAACAAGACACCAGCUCAUUCACAGUGGAGUUAGACCAUUCAGAUGUGAUCAGUGCGAGAAGACUUUUACUCAGAUUGGUGACUUAGCAAGACAUCAACUCAUUCACAGUAGAGUUAAACCAUUCAGCUGUGAUCAGUGUUGGAAGACUUUUACUCGGAUGAGUUACCUAAAAACCCAUCAGCUCAGUCACAGUGGAGCUAAACCAUUCAGCUGUGAUCAGUGUGGGAACACUUUUAGUGACAAGCGUACAUUAACAAGACAUCAACUCAUCCAUAGUGGAGUUAGACCAUUCAGCUGUGAUCAGUGUGGGAAGAAUUUUUCUCAGAUAGGUCAUUUAAAAACCCAUCAACUUACCCACAGUGGCGUUAGACCAUUUGUCUGUGAUGACUGUGGGAAGACUUUUACUCGAAUGGGUCAUUUAAAAUCUCAUCAACUCAUCCACAGUGGACUUAAACAAUUCAGCUGUCAUCAAUGUGUGAAAACCUUUACUCAAAAUGAACAGCUAUUGAUCCAUCAGUGCCCCCACUCUGAUAAGCGGUACCACUGUGACUCCUGUGAAAAAACUUUCAAACACCAACAGGGACUAAAAUCUCACCAACGCAUCCACACUGGACAUGAUGUGUACAGAUGCGAUCACUGUGGCAAACCAUUUGUACAGUUCGCACACUUAAAAGCCCAUGAAGUUGCCCACACCGGGGUUCAAUCGUACCACUGUGACCAUUGUGGGAAAGGCUUCAACUACAUUGCCAACCUAAAAGCUCACCAACGUAUCCACGCUGGAGAGAGACCUUACAGAUGUGAGGAGUGUAAUAAGACUUUUAGAACUUCGGGUUCCUGGAAAAAACACCAACAGAUCCAUAUCAGAAAGAGAACAUUCAAGCAGCGUCACACUGAGGUGAAAGAGGCCAACAACAAGGACGACACGCACAUCCCGGUGGAUGUUCGCAAUAUCCAGGUGGGAGACCAGGUGUUCAUAAGAGUGUUUAGGAGGCAGUGGAACGAGCCCCGUAGAGACGGGCCAUUUAAAGUGAUUCUUACCACUCCAACUGCUCUCAAAGUCGAAGGUAAGCCUUACUGGUUCCACCGUAAUCACUGCACUCGCCACCGUCCAUCUGACCCACCGGGUCACCUGCCUAGUCCGUCCACAUCUCUAUCCAUGCCGCCGUAUGAUGAAGGGGCAGCGUCAUGUGCCCCCAAGCCCUCACACUCCGCAUCUCCCUCCACCUCUACCUCUUCUGAUUUCUCCGUCAGUGCCCCGUCUCCUCCCCAGGGAGAGAGACGGUCAGCGAGGUUGUUGGCCCGUCACUCCCGGAACAGGCAUUCCCCUUCUCCUGAUUCUGAUGACGCAGCUAGUGGCUCAUUAUCUCAUGACAGUGAAGGCGUGGGCGGUGGCAGAGUGGCAGGAGAUAUGAGACCUCCCAUCAGUGACGAUGAACGGGAUGGCAGGGUUGCGGCGCCAUUCCGGACGUUGUCCUCUGCGUCUCCCAUGGACCCUGCCGCACCAACACAAAGCUGAUCCCCACACCUACACCUUCUCGCCGUUGCCGGAGGGUGGAUGGCUUUACUCGGACUCAGACUAUUUGGCCUUUCUUCUUGAUGCUAACCCUUUCUGGGUUGGCAAGGGGGGAGGUCCUUCUCACAAAACCUUCUGCUAUAGUGCCCCACUCAUUAACUCACUCGCUACAGAACUGUGCUCUGGCUAUGAUCACACUAGUCACUAACACGGGUACCAUAGAUAGCGGGGCGAUUGGUCAAGCAUUAUAUGUGAAGGCAGAUAUGUAUGAUUAUGUACUAACAAUUGUUUUUACGGAAGAUGGAUCAGUAGGUAAGCACUGGUUAGGUUAUCCACGUAAUGCAGACUGCCGUGGAGAAGGGAUGGUGACCAUUCGGGUAAGAUGCACAAACACUACAUGUCAAAACAAGCAGACAACACAAAAGAUGACAGCAGGAGAAGCCAGAAUGAAAAUGCAACUGAUGGACGAUACACGUCACAAAAGAGAUCUUGAGAAAAUAAAGACCACUCAAUGGAACACAAACAUGUUCCAAAGAUGGUUAAGGUACUCAGUAGAGGCAAUGUUUUUAGCCAAAAAGAUAAGAAAGCAAGAAUGUACUGCCUGCUAUAAUGCUAGGAGAAUACCUCAGCUUAAAAUAUUACCAGGGAGCGUGAUAGGGGGCUGUCCAGAUCUUUCUAGAUGCUUUGCACAUUGCGCAAUGCACAUGGCAGGUAAAUUACAGGGAUGGAGUGAGAAAGCGGACAUUUGUCCACGAAGGAUUCAACAUGAAGGAUAUGAGAUUACGAUGGUACUACCUCCAGUGGUGUAUAAACCUGAUGAUCUUUCCAUUCUGUAUAGCGAAGGGAGAUGAGCUGGAGUAUGUCACCAAGAGGUCGACGCCCAACAUGACGGAUGCAGCGGGGUUGGUGCAAUGCAACAGAGAAACAUGGUACCCCACAACGUCUACAGGGAAUGCCACGGCCACAAUCAAAAUAUGUGAGACUAGUCCGAAGGCCCAUAUUAGGUGUGCACAGGUGGUGGCAGACGGAGGACGGGUAAUCUAUGAAAAAAAUUCAUCCUUUAUAGCACAGUAUCGAUUACUAGCUUUCAAAAUAGGAACGGCCCCAUUGGGAGACAUAUUCUGGACAUGUGAACACAAUACUUCUUUAUUGUCGUAUCUGUCACCAAAUUGGGAGGGAAUAUGUGCACCACUGAUGUUAACAGGACAGUUGUCUCUGAUUACCCGCAAGGAGAAUCAGGAGUACCACAGGGACAAACGGAGUAUAGAUGAUUCAGACAAAGAAAAUGAUAAAGGGAGUUGGAAUUGGGAGUGGAGAAAUUCGGGAGAAGUAUGUAUCAGCUGGGAUCAAAUCCCUUAUGGGGUGCCAGAAGAACAGGUGGGACUAAGUUCCGGCUGGAUAGAAACAGGACGAGCAUUAGGGUCGAUCCCCUGGUAUGGCCAAAUAAGCAACGCACAAUACAUAGCUCGGAAUAGCCGAUGGGUGAACCUCCUCUGGUAUAAUCAACAGAGAUUCAUUAACUUCACCAUCACAGGGCUUGGACUAAUAAAAGAACAAUUACAUGCCACAUCGAUAAUGACACUCCAGAAUAGGUUUGUUAUAGAAACACUUAUGGCUCCAGAUCAAGGGAUUUGUGAUGUAAUUGGAGAAGAGUGUUGUACUGUAAUCCCAUUGCACUCAGGACUGAGUGGUAACUUAACACGUGUCCUCGAAGAAAUGCGACGCAUGCGAGAUGAGCAUGUCCAAAAUUCUAAUUGGAACACUCAAAGGGUCUGUGGGACUGGUUGGGAAAGUGGGGUUGGCUAAAGUACCUGAAAAUGAUCGGGAUAGCAUUGGGAAUGCUCCUCCUAAUGGUGCUGGUGGUGACCUGUUGCAUCAUACCAGUGCUGCACCUCAUGUUCUCCAGCGUGUUUAAAGGCAUAACUGUACAGUUUCCAUUAGUGCAGGUGCAAGUUGCAGACCGUGUAAAUAAUAUACAGCCGCAUGAUAGUGGAGAUAGCUCCAAGGAGUUAUGACCAUUUGAAGAGUAAGUCACCAUCCACUCUCCACAGGUAUGUACGAAAAAUUCUUGUAUGCACAAUUCUUGUACAUAAGUAGGUUAUGGUAAUAUAGUAACAUAGUCUCCACGCAGACUGUAAAAUGGCAGAGGCAUGCUAUUCCAGAUGGCAGAUGCCCUCAGACACGGACACAUGGCAGGAGCCUGCUCCCAACGGGCCUAACUCUACACGGCCACAGGCUGGAGCACUUCCCUGCUAAUGUGAGCACAUACCGUCCUUAUCACCAGUUAGGUAAUGACAGAAGUGGAUCACCUGCAGAGGGACGGGAUGGUCGACCGGCCCAGACUUCGGGAGAAUCAGUGGUGAUCCACACCCUGAUGCCACCACAAUUGAAGGGGCCACCUGCAGCUCCAGGGAUGGCAGCCCCUGAGCCAGUGGCAAUCCGGGAUAGCCCACAGAGCCCAGAAGAUCCAGAGGUUCAUGACCCUCCACCUGUACCGGCUGCCGACGAGGACAGACUACCACCGCCUGGACGACGGAUAUGCAGAUGAACACAAGCCCCUCCACCCAUGUCUACAUAUACCGACAGUGAUAAAGAUCAGCUAGCUAGACAUUUGCUGCGCUUAAUUGACCGAUACACUAACUAUGAUGACCUCUGUAAUGAGGUGGCCACUAUGACCAGACAGACUUUUGUUAUCAUGCAAAGCGGGCUGUCCCAACGAGUACAGCAAGCCUUGGCAACGAUCAGGCGGUGAGAGAGUAGUCGCCUCUAUAAAGAGAAACACAGGGCGAACUACGGGGAAUGGGAACGCCUGAAGGAGUCAGAGGCCAGCCUGCGACGUAGAAAUACGCUUCUGGAGAACCAAUCUGUCCAGUGGCAGGAGCAGCACAGCAAAAUGCAGCGGGACAUGGACCUGACAAUACAGGCCAACUUUAUGCUAAUCUCGUUCUGUCAAGGGCGACUGGAGCGUCAGGCUGAGACAAUACGUGGAAUGUAGCGCCAGGCUGAGGCAAUACGUGGAAUGGAGACUGUGGUGAGGGGGAUCAUGACGGCAGACCCUCCUCUUUUUCCUCCACCUCAUACCCCGGGACAAAUUCCCCAGGAUGAGCAGCUGUGACGGACAUAACCCACCAUGGAUAGAAACCCAACUGCUCAGAAUUGCCAAGGCAUGGUGGACAUUGCUGACGAAGAGGGUAAAGUGGUAAUGGGCGAAGAUAUGGUGUAUAUAGAAGGAUGGCCUCAGUGGGAGGCCUUACGGGAACCAACAUGUUUCCAUGGGAAAGAUUGUGGGAGGAUGGGACUAUGGAGGGUUUUCCUUUUUUAUCUUCAGUUUAUAAUGAUAAAGUCGAGAUCACAACUCAGGUCCCAGAACCUAAAAUAAUUAACACGUUGGUUGGGGAUGAGUCAAUGUUGCAAUAUAAGACAACUAUUACAUGUGUGCUACAUGAUAAUGAUAAUGAUUAGUAAUAGUAUCUAUAGGGAAAUAUCGUUAUCUAUGACGUAAACUAAGGACAUAUGUCCACUGAUGUAGCCCAAGAGUAGUAAACCUUGGAGAAAGUACUGAUGGUUUGGCUUGUGUUUCACCGGCAGGAGGGAAUCUCUGAUAGCUACAGCUAUGCCUGCUGCUGAAAAUGCAUAACAAUAUUGAAAACGUCAUAAAAAAACAAAAGAGGGUAUCCUCACAAGUUGGGCCAGAGACCUUUCUCUUGAACGAACUGUAAGUGUUAACUGUUUGCAGAUUAACUCAGUUUGCAAUCUAUUAUCUGUGUAUUCUACAUUUAUCUAUGGCUAUUUUACCGAUCACCAAGUUAGAAUAUCUUAAAAGCAUUGUUGAUGUGUCCAUUACCGACGUAUUAUCAGUAGAGUUAUAAAAGAUUCAAAAGUCUCCUGGGCAAGAGGUUCCUGUUCCCUGCACCAGGAUGACUACUCCUGAUGUGAAACGUUCACCUAAUGAUUAUUUAGUUCUCUCAUGAUCCACUUAUAGUUCACUCUCCGCAUAUGCAUGCUCACUUAGGCACAUUCCUAGGUACUUGUAUGUAUGCUUGUGAUUUGAUAUGGUUUGACUAUCAAUUAUCUGACUUUUAUUUAUGCCUCAUAUCUUGGGUUGGUAGACAGGGAUGCUGCCCCUGUCACCUGGUGUGGGUUUUACCUUCCCAUUGCCUAAGGGGGAGGAGGUUUCCCUCGCCAUGUCAUGGGGACAGCUAGGAGCCGGGCAAGGAUGAUCACUGAGUCCUCUGGAUGGGCUAGUCCCUGGGGGGACUCUGACAGUAUCAGCUGGCUGCGCUUGCAUCCAGGGCAUAUGUCAACAAGUGAUCCUCAUUGUCAGGAAGUGAGGUAACAGUUAAUGGUCACAAUGGGAGGCUUUCUGGGGUAUUCCCCAUAUUGUUUACUAUAUAUGUAUACUAAUCAAGUGUGUUUUUAGCAUGGGGUGCUGAUCAAGACCAAGUGUGUCACAGGAUUGUGGUCCUUUCAGGACCAAAGGGGGGAAUGUAGUGGCAAAAUACGCUGUCGUGGGUAGCCAUUAGGCACUAAGCCACGAACAGUUGUUUUCUCAUUAUGAUAAAGUGCAUGGUACUGACUACACUUGUGUACACAGACUUCUAUUUCAGUCCCAUUGCUAUGUAAUGUGUGGCUGGUCUUCUAUUUCCAACUAAGUGCCUCUGUGUGUUGAACACCAUGUGGGAUAAGAUGCUAUGUCUGUGUGUUGAACACCAUGUGGGAUAAGAUGCUAUGUCUGUGUGUUGAACACCAUGUGGGAUAAGAUGCUAUGUUGAAAGACUGUGACUGAUGAGAUACCCUGAUAAAAAUAAAACCUGAUGUAUAUGCAGAAAAGGUAAAUAAAGUGUUUUGAUUGGGUGGGCACAGAGCCAGGAGGUGGGGGUUACCUCCUCCUGGUGAAACUGCCCAUCAAUCAUUAAUUUCUGGAAAGCACCAAAGAGCCCAGACACCAUUAGGAAUGAAACAGGUGGUAUAAUGGUGACAAAUGUAUGAGGCCUGUCGUAAAAAGGAGGAUGGGCCUGGGGCAUGGAAACCACCAGGACCGGACAGUAUAAAAGCCAGUGCAUCAGGAGGGAUCUUUAGACGUACCCCGGGGUAUCUCUGUGUGUUUGACCUGUACUUUGAGGAAUAAACACAACUUCUUUCAAUCUGAA